CCGACCCUCCAGCAAGACAGAAGCUCACUGGUGUUUUGCACGCUCCAUUGCUGAAGCUGAUUGGCCAAUGUGUAUCCUGAUGACGCAUCUUCUGGCGCCUCUACUCUGCUUCCGGUCGCUGGCCGCGUCCAAAAGAAGUCAAUAACGUGGGCCUGUCCGUCAAAAAUGAUUUAACCAAUAGAAAACGGGUCUGGCUCGGAGGGGCGGGCCGUCAGUGGUAGACGUCAUAAGCGCGCGACUCUCUCCUGUACCCGGGCAUCCAGAAAAAUGGUGGUGAUGGCGCGACUCUCGCGGCCCGAGCGGCCGGACCUUGUCUUCGAGGAAGAGGACCUCCCCUAUGAGGAGGAAAUCAUGCGGAACCAGUUCUCUGUCAAAUGCUGGCUUCGCUACAUCGAGUUCAAACAGGGCGCCCCAAAGCCCAGGCUCAAUCAGCUAUACGAGCGGGCACUCAAGCUGCUGCCCUGCAGCUACAAACUCUGGUACCGAUACCUGAAGGCGCGUCGGGCACAGGUGAAGCAUCGCUGUGUGACCGACCCUGCCUAUGAAGAUGUCAACAACUGUCAUGAGAGGGCCUUUGUGUUCAUGCACAAGAUGCCUCGUCUGUGGCUAGAUUACUGCCAGUUCCUCAUGGACCAGGGGCGCGUCACACACACCCGCCGCACCUUUGACCGUGCCCUCCGGGCACUGCCCAUCACGCAGCACUCUCGAAUUUGGCCCCUGUAUCUGCGCUUCCUGCGCUCACACCCACUGCCUGAGACAGCCGUGCGAGGCUAUCGGCGCUUCCUCAAGCUGAGUCCCGAGAGUGCAGAGGAGUACAUUGAGUACCUCAAGUCAAGUGACCGGCUGGAUGAGGCCGCCCAGCGCCUGGCCACCGUGGUGAACGACGAGCGUUUCGUGUCCAAGGCCGGCAAGUCCAACUACCAGCUGUGGCACGAGCUGUGCGACCUCAUCUCCCAGAAUCCGGACAAGGUACAGUCCCUCAAUGUGGACGCCAUCAUCCGCGGGGGCCUCACCCGCUUCACCGACCAGCUGGGCAAGCUCUGGUGUUCUCUCGCCGACUACUACAUCCGCAGCGGCCAUUUCGAGAAGGCUCGGGACGUGUACGAGGAGGCCAUCCGGACGGUGAUGACCGUGCGGGACUUCACACAGGUGUUUGACAGCUACGCCCAGUUCGAGGAGAGCAUGAUCGCUGCAAAGAUGGAGACCGCCUCAGAGCUGGGGCGCGAGGAGGAGGAUGAUGUGGACCUGGAGCUGCGCCUGGCCCGCUUCGAGCAGCUCAUCAGCCGGCGGCCCCUGCUCCUCAACAGCGUCUUGCUGCGCCAAAACCCACACCACGUGCACGAGUGGCACAAGCGUGUCGCCCUGCACCAGGGCCGCCCCCGGGAGAUCAUCAACACCUACACAGAGGCUGUGCAGACGGUGGACCCCUUCAAGGCCACAGGCAAGCCCCACACUCUGUGGGUGGCGUUUGCCAAGUUUUAUGAGGACAACGGGCAGCUGGACGAUGCCCGUGUCAUCCUGGAGAAGGCCACCAAGGUGAACUUCAAGCAGGUGGAUGACCUGGCAAGCGUGUGGUGUCAGUGCGGAGAGCUGGAGCUCCGACACGAGAACUACGAUGAGGCCUUGCGGCUGCUGCGAAAGGCCACGGCGCUGCCUGCCCGCCGGGCCGAAUACUUUGAUGGCUCAGAGCCCGUGCAGAACCGCGUGUACAAGUCACUGAAGGUCUGGUCCAUGCUCGCUGACCUGGAGGAGAGCCUCGGCACCUUCCAGUCCACCAAGGCCGUGUACGACCGCAUCCUGGACCUGCGUAUCGCGACACCCCAGAUCGUCAUCAACUAUGCCAUGUUCCUGGAGGAGCACAAGUACUUCGAGGAGAGCUUCAAGGCGUACGAGCGCGGCAUCUCACUGUUCAAGUGGCCCAACGUGUCUGACAUCUGGAGCACCUACCUGACCAAAUUCAUUGCCCGCUAUGGGGGCCGCAAGCUGGAGCGGGCACGGGACCUGUUUGAACAGGCUCUGGACGGCUGCCCCCCAAAAUAUGCCAAGACCUUGUACCUGCUGUACGCACAGCUGGAGGAGGAGUGGGGCCUGGCCCGGCAUGCCAUGGCCGUGUACGAGCGCGCCACCAGGGCCGUGGAGCCCGCCCAGCAGUACGACAUGUUCAACAUCUACAUCAAGCGGGCGGCCGAGAUCUAUGGGGUCACCCACACCCGCGGCAUCUACCAGAAGGCCAUUGAGGUGCUGUCGGACGAGCACGCGCGUGAGAUGUGCCUGCGGUUUGCAGACAUGGAGUGCAAGCUCGGGGAGAUUGACCGCGCCCGGGCCAUCUACAGCUUCUGCUCCCAGAUCUGUGACCCCCGGACGACUGGCGCGUUCUGGCAGACGUGGAAGGACUUCGAGGUCCGGCAUGGCAAUGAGGACACCAUCAAGGAAAUGCUGCGUAUCCGGCGCAGCGUGCAGGCCACGUACAACACGCAGGUCAACUUCAUGGCCUCGCAGAUGCUCAAGGUCUCGGGCAGUGCCACGGGCACCGUGUCUGACCUGGCCCCUGGGCAGAGUGGCAUGGACGACAUGAAGCUGCUGGAACAGCGGGCAGAGCAGCUGGCGGCUGAGGCGGAGCGUGACCAGCCCUUGCGUGCCCAGAGCAAGAUCCUGUUCGUGAGGAGUGACGCCUCCCGGGAGGAGCUGGCAGAGCUGGCACAGCAGGUCAACCCCGAGGAGAUCCAGCUGGGCGAGGACGAGGACGAGGACGAGAUGGACCUGGAGCCCAACGAGGUUCGGCUGGAGCAGCAGAGCGUGCCAGCCGCAGUGUUUGGGAGCCUGAAGGAAGACUGACCCGUCCCUCCCCCAUCCCCCCUCCCCACCCCCUCCCCAAUACAGCUACGUUUGUACAUCA
This is a messenger RNA of Gorilla gorilla gorilla (western lowland gorilla), 2896 nucleotides long. It is a transcript of the gene XAB2, whose product is annotated as XPA binding protein 2. Gene Ontology annotation, molecular function: protein binding. NCBI's taxonomy places the organism in Eukaryota, Metazoa, Chordata, Mammalia, Primates, Hominidae. The record is from RefSeq and is a predicted model, not a curated record. Gene Ontology annotation, biological process: mRNA splicing, via spliceosome; generation of catalytic spliceosome for first transesterification step. Gene Ontology annotation, cellular component: Prp19 complex; U2-type catalytic step 2 spliceosome; post-mRNA release spliceosomal complex. The transcript is spliced from 19 exons. Bases 268 to 2835 code for a protein of 855 amino acids.